This is a messenger RNA of Triticum aestivum (bread wheat), 4781 nucleotides long. RefSeq names its product putative disease resistance protein RGA1. The record is from RefSeq and is a predicted model, not a curated record. The transcript has 6 exons. Gene Ontology annotation, molecular function: ADP binding. Lineage: Eukaryota; Viridiplantae; Streptophyta; Magnoliopsida; Poales; Poaceae. The coding region runs from base 733 to 4347 and encodes 1204 amino acids.
GUCCGUUGCAGCUCCGCCGCUGUCCGCGGUUCCAGCAUCUUCUCUACACGGUUGUAGCACCGACUCUGCUGGUUCCUUCCAGCAAAUCUCACUUUGCAAAAUCCGCUGCCGUUUGUUUCCGAAUUUUUUUAUUCGUCGGUUCUAGCUUUUGAUUUCGUCAGUUGCAGCGUGUUACUCAGCCGGAUGCACAGCAGAGUAGGACUCGAUGUGGUUGGAGGUGGAAGAAAGGUACGGAUAAGUCGAGAGAUAUCUAACGGAGAAGAAGAUGGGCAGUUGCACGGGGCCCACCAUGAACGCGUGAGACGUGGGGAGCAGUUUGCCUCGGCCGGCCAGGCCUGAGCGAGCGCGGCCGUCCGGCCGGCCGUACAUAAAGUAUAGCUGGCUGGUUAGAGCUGCUCUCGUACUCCAUCCGGUUCAUCUGUUGACUUUGACGUCUCCUCACCGCGCUCGCUCUGAAGCCUGCUCUACUUGCUCCCGGCCGGCGGCCGCCGCGCCCUCGCCAUCCUCCGGCCGCUACCUCGACGCCCUCGCCAUCCGGACCGGACCCUGUCACGGGCCGCCACCCCGCUCUCGGCCUGGGCGACGACCCAGUCGUCGUCUCGCCUGGACCCGGCCGCCUCCGAUCGACCUCGUCUCACCUCGCCGGAUCCCGCCGCUGCCGACAUCAACCAGGCCGGAUCUGUGGAGAGCCGUCUACAGACUGAAAAAUCCCCAACCCGGCAGACACGAGCCAUGGCGACCGUCGGGGCGGCGCUCGGGGGCAUGCUCGCCUCAGCCGUCAUCAAGGUGGUGAUAGGACAGAUCAGUUCUACCAUCGCUGGGGAGAUCAACCUGCAUAAGAACAUAAAGAAGGAUCUGGAGAAGAUGAAGAUGACGCUCGAGUCAGUGGAGGCCGUGCUCAGCGACGCUGAGAGGCGUUCUAUCACCGAUAACUCGGCGCUUCUGUGGCUGAAGCGGCUCAAAGACGCCAUGAACGACAUCUCCGACAUGCUUCAAGAUUUUGAAGCUGACACCAACUUCAACCUGUUGGCAAGUACGAUGAAGAAGAUUAAGAUGCCACACAAGAUGAAGGAGAUGCAAAAGCGCCUACAGAAGAUAACAUAUGACCGUAACAAUUAUCGUGUUCUGCCAGAAGCUCGCAGCGAGGAGCAGCUAGUUCGUGAUAUCCGGGAAACAGCAGGGAAUGCGGAGGAAGCAGAAAUCAUCGGGAGGAGUGAAGAAAAACUGAAAAUCUUGGCUUGUUUAUCUGAGAACAGCACUCAAGGCACCACCAUCUUUCCCAUAUGGGGCUUUGGAGGCAUUGGAAAGACCACCUUGGCAAGAUCGGUUUUCAACAAUUCCCAGUUCAAAGAAUACUAUCGGGUGUGGGUCUAUGUGUCCCAGACAUUUGACUUGAAAAAAAUUGGCAACAUUAUAAUAUCGCAGCUGUCACAGCAGAGCCAAAUAUCUGAUUUACAUAGUAUCCAUACUCGUCUUCAAGAGUUGUUUACUGGUAAGAGGAUCCUGAUCAUUUUGGAUGACCUGUGGGAGAAGCAUCCUUCUCAACUAGAACAAUUGAAGGCUAUGCUGAAGCAGGGUGAGGGGAGCAAGGUGAUGGUUGUGGUAACCACACGCGAAGAAAACAUUGCAAAGGAAAUUGGUACUGUUGCUCCAUACGAAUUAUCUCCCUUCACCGAUGAAAUGUGCUGGGAUAUUAUUAAGCAAAAAUGCAACUUUGAGGCUUGUCCUGACAAAGAGCGUUUGGAGCCGAUUGGGAAGGAAAUUGCAAAGAAGUGUGGAGGUGUGCCUUUAGCUGCUCAAUCACUUGGACACAUGUUGAAAUUCAUGCCGUGUGAAAUGUGGGAUUCGGUUAGAACCAAUCAUAUUUGGGAACUGUCUAUUUCCAAAGAUACACCAAAUACACAUGAAGUGCUGGCAUCCUUGCUGUUAAGCUACAACUUCAUGCCUCCACGCUUGAAGCUAUGCUUUGGUUAUAGUGCAAUCUUUCCAAAAGGUCAUGAUAUUAUUGAAGAUGAUCUAAUUUAUCAAUGGAUUGCUCUUGGAUUCAUAGAGCCAUCUAGUGCGUUCUCUACCUGGCAUGUCGGUCAAAAUUAUUUUAGGAAGCUUCUGGAGAUGUCUUUUCUUCAACAUUCAAAGGCUGACAAUAGAACUCUCAAAAGAAAACAUGUUCCAAGGUUCACUAUGCAUGACCUGGUGCAUGACCUUGCAAGAUCGGUCAUGGCUGAUGAAUUUGACUUGGAGGGCCCGAACUGCCGUUAUGCAUGGCGGACUCGCGCAGAUUUUAAGCCAUUAAAGCCAUCCACGACUUCACCUGCAAAGCUAAGGGCGCUGCAUAUUAUGGACCAUACCUACACAAGAAUUCAGUUCCAUCAUGAUGUAGAUUCACCAGCUAAGUACAUCCAUGUCUUAGAUUUAAGCACAGACUGUUCCCAUGAGUUGCCAGAUUCAAUUGGUCAAUUUAAGCAGUUGAGGUAUCUUAGGGCUCCAUCAUUUCAGGGUAGAAUGAAUCCAAGGUUUUUUCGUAUGCUCUCAAAGUUGAAUUAUCUCAACCUUCAUUGCUGUCAUGAGCUCUCAGCAUUGCCAGAGUCGAUUGGCGAAAUGAAAUGUCUGAUGCAUCUUGACUUAUCACGUUGUAUACACCUACAAGAACUCCCAUUGUCAUUUGGGAAUCUCAGAGAGUUGCUAUAUCUGGAUUUGUCAAACUGUAAUGGUCUUUUAGGGAUACCCCAAGCUUUGGGUGGCCUUAACAAACUCCAACAUUUGGACUUAUCAUCAUGCAAAAAUCUCAGAGGGCUGCCAGACGUCAUCCGCAAGCUCACUGAACUCUGCUAUUUGAAUCUAUCAGGGUCCAUGCAUCAUAUCUUUGACAGUUCAUCAACAGAUCAAGCUGAGAGUUUCAUUCACUAUAUCUGCAUGCUUCCCAAUAUGAAGCAGCUGGACUUGUCUUCCCAAGGUGAAUAUUCUCUUAGUAUACCAGAUAGUGCUAGCCGCCUCAGCAAGUUGGUCCUGAAUUGGUGCCGCCAUGUUACUAGGAUUCCAGAAUGUGUGGCUAAAAUGGAUAGGCAAAGCCUUUUUGGCUUGUUGCCGGAAUUUUUUGUAUAUUCAGAUGCUACUGAAUCUAACAGCAACCUUGGGUUGCUUGAGCAUAUAAAUCCUGAACAGCUGUGUAUCAGGAUGCUUGGAAAUGUGAGGUUCUUGGAAGAGGCACGCAUUAUAAAUCUGCGUAAGAAACAGAGAAUUGGGGAACUGAGAUUAGGGUGGCUCGAAGAUGCAAAGAGAUACGUGGACGACAUGGAGUUGCUGAGGGAGCUAGUGCCACCAACCACUCUGCAGAGGUUUGAGAUAUCUGGUUAUAGUAGUGUGAGCUUUCCGGACUGGCUAAUGAGUAUCAGAAAUUAUCUCCCUAAUCUUGUGCGCGUGGAGAUGUCUAAUUUGCCAAACUGUAACAGUCUACCACCCCUUGGCCAUCUACCAAAUCUCCGAGAGCUUAUUCUGGGUGCGAUGAAAAGCCUGGAAGAAUGGAACAUAGCAUACUCGAAUGGCGAGGAUAGUCCGGAUGAGCUCAUGUUCCCUAAGCUUGAGGAAGUGAUUAUAUAUAAUUGCCCCAAGUUGAGGAUAAAACCACACCUUCCUAGAGCUUCCUCUUGGAGUAUAACAAGAAGUGAUAGUGUGCUUAUCUCAUGGGGAGAGAGCGUGUCACACACCGGUGCUUCCUCAUCUUCUUCUCCAGUAUCCACUACUCUGGAAGUUACAGGCAGCAAGUUGCCUCUGCAACAGUGGAGUUUGCUUCACCACCUACCUGCCCAUAGUGAUUUGGAUAUCUAUGGUUGCAGUGAUUUAGCAAUCUCACCAGAGAUCAUCCAGGCCCUCCACUCCCUCAAAUCACUGAAACUGGAUAUACGAGACUCAGACCAUGCAGAACUGAUCGAGUGGUUCACAUACCUCACGUAUCUUCAGCAGCUGUCAUUACUGAACUACAACAAGCUAGAGGAAUUGCCCGGUAAGAUGAGGCAACUCACACAACUCCAAUCAUUAACACUGUUAGAAUGCAGAAGUAUGACAUCAUUGCCAGAAUGGUUAGGAGAACUCACCUCUCUCACAAAACUUGAAAUUGUGUGUUGCCCUGGCAUCACGACUUUGCCACACAGCAUACAACAGCUCACAAACCUCCAACAAUUGGAAAUUCGUGACUGCCAUCGAUUAAGCAUGUGGUGUGAAGCAGAGGAAAACAAGAUCAAGCUUGCUCAUAUAGGACAAAUGCGUACUGAAGACAAAGCCACUCCGAGAGAGCCAGGGGAGCAAGCAGAGCCAGCAGAGCCGCAACAUAGUGGCCGUAUGAGAUUCUGAGCUGUCAGUAGCAACGCCAAUGUUAGCGAAACCGUUAGUAGCUUCAGCAGGGUUUCUAGAAAGCAUGGGUCUUCUCGCGUAUAUGUAUGUAUAUGAAUAUAAUGCUGCUUGGUGAAAAUACAAGUGCAGCAGAAGUCGACAGUCCUGCAUCCGCAUUUCAACUGGAGCUACAGGUUAUGUAUGUAUAUGGGAGACUGCUGUGUUCUGCAUGAAUUCAAAGUGCCGGGAUUUUUGUAUAUUACCUUUGGCAGUAAAGAUUCUUGUACUCUGUUAUCUACUGCCCUUAACAAAGAUAAAGAUAAUGCAUUCUUAGAAAUAGCGCUUGUUAUUUCGUUACUAGUUCUGGGGUCAUAGUGCUAGCUGUUUGUCUGCUUGAUUGAUUGAAUGAAAUGUAUUCUCACUUAUUUUAUUGAAAGGAGCGAUUAUGAUAUCUA